This is a messenger RNA of Colius striatus (speckled mousebird), 4932 nucleotides long. RefSeq names its product NUAK family kinase 1 (gene NUAK1). Gene Ontology annotation, biological process: microtubule cytoskeleton organization; intracellular signal transduction; protein phosphorylation. Gene Ontology annotation, cellular component: cytoplasm. The transcript is spliced from 7 exons. The record is from RefSeq and is a predicted model, not a curated record. Gene Ontology annotation, molecular function: ATP binding; tau-protein kinase activity; protein serine/threonine kinase activity. The coding region runs from base 42 to 2069 and encodes 675 amino acids. Lineage: Eukaryota; Metazoa; Chordata; Aves; Coliiformes; Coliidae.
GCUUGGCGGGGCGCUCACACCCGCGCCCGCCGCCGCCGGGCAUGGAGGGUGUUGAGGCGGCCGCCCGCGGCAGCAGCAGCCCCGCGCAGCCCCGCUGCUCCUCCGGCGGCGGCGAGGCGAAGGCGGUAGCGGCAGCGGCCAUGGAGGAGCCGCUCGGGGAGGCUCCGUCCCCAGAGGUAACGGCCGCAGCGAGGAAGCAGCAGGGAGUGAAGCGGCAUCACCAUAAGCACAAUCUGAAGCAUCGUUACGAGCUGCUGGAGACCUUGGGCAAAGGCACCUAUGGCAAAGUCAAGCGGGCCAUCGAGAGGUUUUCUGGCAGAGUGGUUGCAAUAAAAUCCAUUCGUAAGGACAAAAUUAAGGAUGAGCAAGAUAUGGUUCACAUCAGACGGGAGAUUGAGAUCAUGUCAUCCCUCAGCCACCCUCAUAUCAUCACCAUCUAUGAAGUGUUUGAAAAUAAAGAUAAGAUUGUGAUCAUCAUGGAGUAUGCAAGCAAAGGAGAGUUGUAUGAUUACAUCAGUGAGAGGCGACGAUUGAGCGAAAGAGAGACAAGACACUUCUUUCGACAAAUAGUCUCUGCUGUACAUUACUGCCACAAGAACGGUGUUGUCCACAGGGACCUAAAAUUGGAGAACAUCCUUCUUGAUGACAAUUUUAAUAUUAAGAUUGCUGAUUUUGGGCUCUCCAACCUUUAUCACAAAGACAAGUUUCUUCAAACCUUUUGCGGAAGUCCAUUGUAUGCUUCCCCUGAAAUAGUUAAUGGACGACCUUACAGAGGCCCAGAGGUUGACAGCUGGGCCCUUGGUGUGUUGCUUUACACUCUCGUUUAUGGAACGAUGCCUUUUGAUGGCUUUGAUCACAAAAAUCUCAUCAGGCAGAUCAGCAGUGGAGAAUAUCGUGAGCCAACACAGACCUCAGAUGCUCGUGGUCUUAUCAGAUGGAUGCUGAUGGUGAACCCUGAGCGCCGAGCAACCAUUGAAGACAUUGCCAACCACUGGUGGGUCAACUGGGGCUACAAGAGUAGUGUUUGUGACUGUGAUGCCAUGAGGGACUCCGAGUCCCCAUUGCUGGCAAGGUUCAUUGAUUGGCAUCACCGUUCUACUGGCCUUCAACCAGAGACUGAUACCAAAAUGAAGUGCCUUUCUAAGCCCAAAGGUCCUGAAGUCACGUUAGAGAGACAAAGGUCUCUGAAAAAAUCAAAAAAGGAAAAUGACAUUGCACAGUCCAUCCAGGAGGGAGGAGCUGAAAAUGCAUCCAAACCCACCUCUAAGAGACCCAAAGGCAUCCUGAAGAAAAGGAGCAACAGUGAACAUCGAUCUCACAGUGCAGGUUUCAUUGAAGGAGUGGUCAGCCCAGUGUUACCCUCUGCUUUUAAGCUGGAGCAAGAGUUGUGUAGGACUGGCGUAGCCAUUAAAAGUGUUGUAGAGGGAGAGGUAGCAGGCAAAUAUGGCACUAAGCAGUCUUCACUAAUGCCAAAAAAAGGAAUCUUGAAGAAGACUCAGCAGAGGGAGUCUGGCUAUUACUCCUCUCCAGAACGAAGUGAAUCCUCUGAACUCUUGGACAAUAAUGAUGAGACAGUAAACAGCGACACUUCUCCGGGGAUCACAGAGCCAUCCAGAAAUGGGUCUUACAGCCAUUCCUGCAGGCGUAAGGGCAUCUUGAAACAUAACAGCAAGUAUUCCACGAGCGGCACUGAUUCUGCUUUGAUUAGCCCUGACACACCAACGCUGGAGGCCAUGGAAGAAGUGGUCCUGCCUGGGGAUGCAUUACCUCGAAGUUACAGUCGCCCUUCCAGUGUGAUUAGCGACGACAGUAUUUUGUCCAGCGACUCCUUUGAUUUGCUGGAUUUGCAAGAGAACAGGCCAAACAGACAGAGGAUACGGAGCUGUGUCUCUGCUGAAAAUUUCCUCCAGAUCCAGGACUUCGAAGGACUUCAGAACCGCCCACGGCCACAGUAUCUAAAGCGUUAUCGCAACCGCCUGGGGGACAGCAGUUUUUCCCUUCUUACAGACAUGGAUGAUGUGACUCAGGUCUACAAGAAAGCCCUAGAGAUCUGCAACAAGCUCAACUAGCAGGGGGAGGAUGGAAAGGGAGGGAAGGAAGGGAGUUUAUCUGUGUACCUUUAUGAUGGAGUAAGCCAGGUCUCUGAUUUGCUGACGAUGGUAGGUUUUGCUUCAGAGGGGCUGACCGUACCUCCUUAGCUGAACUCCUAGUAAAGUAGCCCGAAAGCUCUCUCACACUACCCUAAUUUUGUGUCCUCAAAACAUUACCUGACCAGAGAAAAACCUUUGGUCUUUUUACAUGUGGUGGAAGUACAUCAGGAUCUAGCAGACAAAAGUGUCGAGAUUUGAUGGCUUGAAGUCAAAGCUAGACAGAAUUAAAACUGGAAGUGAAGGACACAUGUUUUGAGAGGUUUGUAAUUAAUAUUAGAUUGGCUUUAUCAAGAGAUGAGCUGAAUUCUUCAAACCAAAUUUAGAUGUCUUUUAGGAGAAACUUCUUUUCCCCCUGAACUUGUUAAUCUGGAUACAGUCAUUGCACAUUGGGAGUCUUUGGUUUGCAUUAUGCAGGAGGCCAGGCUAGGUGGUCACCAUUAUCUUUUCCACCAGACUGACCCAAGAGGUUCUGAACAUGAUCUGGAACAGAUAAUUUGAGACACCCCAGAAUAACCUCAUGAGGUGUGUGUGGACACAUGGUGGAGCAGGCAUUCAGAUCUGGCCCCUCACAUAGCCACUUCUCUUCAGUGAGAAGGAGGCCCUAAAAUUAUUUCCAGCUACUGCUUCUACCAGUAAAAACAGAGUCACAGAAAUGAUAAUGGGAACUAGGAGGAAUAGAUGCCAUCAGCAGGUAAAGGGCAUUUUAAGGCAUUUCAACCUAUGUAUUCCAUUCGUGACUCUUUCAAAAUGGCCAGCCAGAUAGAUGCCCAGACAAAGAUGGAUCUAACAAAGGGUCUCAAAUGUUAACUGACCCUCCAGCUAGAGUUCAGUCUAUGUCAGCAAAUGGUAGCACCUUGCUGUUAGCUUGUAGUAUUUGAGGGUGACAGGUAGUUUGGGACCAGAAUGUUAGGUAAGGAAAAGGUUGUAGCAUGUAGGAAAUGGAUAGAGGUCAGAAAGUUAGUGGGAAGAUGCCUUUCUCCAAAUUAAAAUGUUUCUAGUUAGGUAGUAAUGGAGCAGAAAGAAUUGAGCGAUUAAAUGAUAAUGGUAGGUUUGAUAACAGGGUUAGCAUAAAAUUGCAGGCCUCUCUCCAUAUAGUGUAGCUGGUACUGUGUGUGCAAUGAUACCAGUUUGAAGAAAAAACGAGGAGGAUAUGUGUUUGUGUUCUCAGACAUACCUAAGUAUCCAGACUGAAGGCUUCAACUCCCAUAAAGGUACCACAUGGGUCUACUGGAUUACCUGAAUGUAAGCCUAUGUCAGAAAGGCACUGUGUGUUUGACAGGCCUGGGCAAACUGGAACCUUAAGGCCCACUUCAGUCUCAUUUCCAUGAGCACAUAGCCCCUGGCUUUCUUUGAGGUGCACUGGUGCAAAGAAGUGGCAGGUAUCAGCCUAUGGUGUUAAGUGAUACACAGCUGCAAAACUUUUAUCUAUAUGCAUACCAAGAGCAGAGGAGCACGGGAUGAUCUGUGUUCUCACACCUACCUGUAACUGGAACUCAAAGCAGAAUUUGGACCAGUAUCCAAAAUCGUAGAGAUUGUGCAGAAACAGAACAGAGUUCCUCUGAGAGUUGAGGAUAACCCCAUAAGUCGUUGGCAUCUGAGGCAGGGAGCCAUCAUUUCACUUGCAGGUUCAUUAUUUGGUAUAUCAUGGUACAUAAGUCUGCUGGUCUGCUGGAAAUUUUUCUUAUGGUGAAACACUGGACCAAAUUUGGCCCUGGAGGAAAUGACAUCAAUACCAUGAAAUCUUAUGAGAGGCAUGUGCUGUCAGGUAUUCAAGUGGAAUUUGUCUCCCUACCCAUUUGCUCAGGAAGAGCAAUUGCAGGCCAUUUCUCUACAGAUACAUACCUCCCUGUAUGAUAUUCAGGCAGCCCAUCUUCUCACAUGCCCUGCUUGUGCUCUUCUAGCCCGUCCGAAAGCAACGCCCCAUUUUGCCCCAUGUAUGGAGUUAACAAGUUUGCUGUGGUGCAUUUUAGAACAACCUGACAUAGUCUCCACGGCCUUUCUGAAACAAAGGGAUCUGAAAGGAUGUGCUUUGCAACCACAGCUUUUAACUUGUGCCCCAGAGCCUAAAAGCCAGCUCCUCAGCUGGUGUGAAUCAGUGCUGUCCCAUUGCCGUGAUGGAGCAUCGCUUUGGUGGCUUUGCGCUGAUUGGCACCUUCCCUGCAGAUUUGGCACUAAACCUCAACUGGAUUUAUAGAGGUUUCAGGACAAAGGCAAGGGGACUCAGGCAGCUGUGGCAGGGAGGUGAGAAGUACCCCAAAGGCUCAUAUCUCCCGAGGCUUUUGCCCAGGCCUACUUCUUCCUUGUGUACAAAUGUGAAUGAGUGACUGCUUGCUGCCAAACUGGAAAUGUUUUGUAGGGAUUUACUGGCAUGUUACUGGCAUGUUACAUGUUUACUGGCAUGUUAUCAUUCCUAAAAGAGAAGAAGAGAAAAAAAAAACUUGACUGCACAUUGUUAUUAUUAGUGUUGUGAUUUUUAUUUAAUUUUUUUGUAAUACAAAGUUGACUUUUUUAUUUGAAUUUGUCUUUUUUUUUUUUUAUUUAUUGGUCUGAAAGCCAUUUCAAAGGUAUAAUAAUAUAUUUGGUGUAAUUUAAUUGGUGCAACAUUAUUUUACAGCUCCGGCCAAAAUUGUUUGGUGUUUUUUUUUGGUUUUUUUGGUUUUUUUUCUUCCAAUCCUUGGUUGGUUUGAGCUCAACGAGGCACACAGGGGAAAACGCUGGAUAAUCACCCAAAGUGUUUGUAUUUUUAAUCUGAUACUGUUUUUUUAUUAAAUAAAAUGAAACU